UAAGAUGUUAGUCUUUUAUUUCUCUAUCGGGGUGAGAAUUCAAAUACUAGAUCUGUCAUCUCUGAUAGGGUCUAGAGGUACUAUUAUUCCUAUAUAAACCCUAUGCUAGGUAGGCUGCAAACCACAGUGCCAGAAAAGAAAAAGAAAAUACAUAUAAAUAAUAAUCAAAACAACAAAAAAGUGGGACCCAAGCAUAAUAUCAUAUAUGGGGAAUAACUUAUGGUUGUGGGUGAUUUCUUCGCUAGUAAUUGUAGCCAAUGGGUGUUGGGAAGAAGAGAGAAGUGCUCUCUUGGUGCUGAAGAAAAACAUGAUGAGUUCAAAUGGUGAAUUCAUGACUAAUUGGGUAGGCUACAAAGAGAGUACUGGUGUAAAUUGUUGUUCUUGGUAUGGGAAAUGCAGUUUAGCAACAGGUCGAGUGAUCAAACUCGAUCUCGGAGGGGCAAGGUCCCCAGGGGAUGCUUGGAGAUUUAAUGCCUCUCUCUUUCUUCCAUUCAAAUCUUUGCUAGAACUUAUACUCUCUAAUCUUACAGGAUGGACCAAAAACGAAGGGUUUGACAAACUGUCGCGUUUGACCAACCUGAAAGUACUCGAUUUGCAGUAUAAUUCCCUGCACCCUAAUGUUUUAUCUUCUUUGUGUUGGAUUUCAUCUCUUGAGGUUCUAAGACUCGGUAUCUGGGAAGGGGAAAAACCUACACUUGAUUCUAUUAAAGAGGAACGCAAUCAGAAGUAUCCAGGGUUGAGCAAUUUAAGAGUACUCUGGUUAACAGGUUAUGGAAUCAAUGAUAUCAGCAUCCUUUCUGCAUUGAGUCCUGGUGCAAAUAUUUCUGGACUGAGGAAUUUAGAGAAGCUCAAUUUGAAUGACAAUAACUUCAAUUCCAGCAUCUUUUCAUCUCUAAUGGUUUUUCCGUCUCUUAAACGUCUGAGUCUCUUUGGGAAUGAAAUAAAUGGAAAUAUAGAAGUGAAUGAUAUAAUUGCUCUAAGCAAUUUGGAAUUUUUGGAUCUCUCGCAUAACAAUUUUGGGGGCUUUGCGACUACCAAAGGUAGCAAAAGAAUGAGUUCUCUGCGGAGUUUACGACUCGGAAAUUAUUACCGAGCUCAUAACUCCAACUCGAGCAACGUCUUACCAUCCUUGAAAUCAUUCUCAUCUCUUAAGUCACUUUCUUAUGAUUAUAGUGAUCUCACAGCUCCGGCCAUAACUUACGCAUUAAGAAAUCUGAGCACACUGGAGUACCUAUAUUUGGAGGGAUCUUCACUAAAUGAUAACUUUCUCCCGAGCAUUGGACAAAUGACUUCUCUUAAAGAAUUGAAAUUGGGCCUAAAUUAUGCUGCCGAUGGAAAUAAUGGCACACUCCCUAAUCAAGGCUGGUGUGAACUCAAACACCUUGAAGAGCUGGAUUUUACAGGCAAUUAUUUUGAGGGAACACUACCUUCAUGUCUUGGAAACUUGACAUCACUUCGAUGGCUGAGUUUUUCCGGGAAUUCCUUCAGAGGAAAUAUAGCCUCACAUUCUAUUUGGAGGAGACUCACAUCACUUGAGUACCUGGAUAUUUCGGAUAACAAAUUUGAAGUUCCUGUGUCAUUCAGACAAUUUUCCAACCAUUCAAAAUUGAUCUACUUGGAUGUUGGUUAUAAUACCAUAACUACAGACACCGCAUUUCAAAAUUGGACCCCGAAUUUUCAGUUACAGCUUUUCUCCAUUCGGGGAUGUAUAAACCUUCAAAAACUACCUUCUUUCCUUCACUACCAAUAUGACUUGAGGAUUCUUGCUAUAAAUGGAAAUCAAUUGGCAGGCAACUUUCCAACGUGGUUGUUAGAAAAUAACACCAGACUUGUAGGCCUUUAUGCUAGAGAUAAUGCUUUCAUCGGACCGCUGAAGUUUCCAUCUAGUUGUCACCUCCAUCUGGACACUUUUGAUGUUUCCAAUAACAAAUUAAAUGGACAUAUUCCAGCUAAGAUGAAUUCAACCUUCCCUAAGCUUGGUAUUCUGAAGAUGUCACAAAAUUUGUUUGAAGGUCCUAUACCUUCCACGGUUAGUGGCAUUCAUUUACGAAUUGUAGACCUAUCUCACAAUUUCUUGUCUGGAGGAGUUCCUAGCGAUCUGGCAAUUGGUUCUCCAGAAUUAUCAAUCCUUCGGUUGUCACACAACACGUUGAAAGGGAAAAUAUUUUCGGAGGAAGUCAGGCCACAUGGAUUAUCCCAUUUGUAUUUGAAUGGAAAUAACUUUGAGGGACCACUACCUAGUUACAUGUUUCUCACAUCGCUUCAAGUACUGGAUGCUAGCGGCAAUAAUUUCACUGGGGAGAUUCCAAGAUGGAUUACAGAUAAUACCAAAUUGUUGGAACUUGAUUUAUCCAAGAAUCAUCUCGAAGGUUCGAUUCCAGUGGAGAUUUGCAAUUUGAAGAGCAUUUUCUUCUUAAGAAUAUCCGAGAACAGGCUUUCAGGCUUCAUUCCUUCUUGUGUGAGUGCUUUACAUCUUUUACACAUCCAUCUAGAGAAAAAUCAAUUGAGUGGUGAAUUGGGACAUGUACUUUUCAACUUCUCUUCUUUGAUGGUCUUGGAUCUUGGCUACAACAAUUUUACAGGAAAUAUCCCACACACCAUAGGCUCGCUUUCAAAUCUGAAGUUCCUUCUCCUCAACAAUAACCAAUUGGAAGGGGAGAUUUCAACUCAGAUUUGUAUGUUGAACGAGUUAUCCAUCAUAGAUUUGUCUUUUAAUAAGAUUAAUGGUUCUAUCCUUCCUUGUUUGGGUAACUUAGCACCAGCCGGAAAUCUUGUAUGGAUAGGACAUCCUCGGACGAGAUCUAGGGAAAUGAGGUCAACUUUUUGGGGCUGGAUGCAUUCAACAAGGCACUACCACAAUAGUUGGGGAUUCUUUCUAACUAACGAUUUUUUAACGAUUACGGAAACUCAGGUCCGGUUUUCAACAAAAAGAAACUUGAAAACUUAUAAGGGACUCCCUCUAAGAUAUAUGUUGGGUAUUGAUCUCUCAAGUAACAGAUUAACGGGUGGAAUUCCGAUUGAGCUAGGGAACCUGAGCAAGAUACAAGCAUUGAAUCUAUCACACAACCAGCUCACCGGAAGAAUCCCAGAUAACUUCUCCAAUCUACAAGAAAUCGAGAGUUUAGACCUUUCCUACAACAGCUUGAAUGGGAGAAUUCCUGUUGGCCUACUCGAGCUAAAUUCUUUGGAAGUAUUCAGUGUUGCAUACAAUAACUUGUCUGGUGCAGUGCCUGAUUUCAAAGGUCAAUUCGGAACUUUCGACAAAGGCAGCUAUGAGGGAAAUCCUUUUCUUUGUGGUUUCCCAUUAGACAGCAAUUGUAGCAGUACUGAAUUGCCAAAUACCUCCAACAAUGGAAGUGAGGAAUCUGCAGGCUUUGCGGACAUGGAGUGUUUUUACAUCGGAUUUCUUGUGUCUUAUGGAGCGAUCUUGUUGGGAUUAGCUGCAGCGCUCUGCUACAAUCCUUAUUGGAGAAAAGCAUGGUUUAGGAUGGUAGAUGCAUUGAUGUUCUCUUCUUACUAUUUUCUCUUGGACAAUGUUGUUACACCCAUCAAGAGUAGAUGGUGCAAGUAUCUUGGUUAGGUAGUUGUUUUUCAAUAUUAUUGUAUGGGUAUUUUCAUUAUUGUGAUGUCAUUCUGUGUUGUCAAUCUUCAAUAAAUAGCAUGGGAUCUAUCCCAUCAAAUGUGUAUCUUA
Molecule: messenger RNA, 3691 nt
Organism: Lycium barbarum (goji berry)
Lineage: Eukaryota; Viridiplantae; Streptophyta; Magnoliopsida; Solanales; Solanaceae
Product: cuscuta receptor 1-like
Molecular function (GO): protein binding
Source: RefSeq, a predicted model, not a curated record